Molecule: messenger RNA, 3216 nt
Organism: Callithrix jacchus (white-tufted-ear marmoset)
Lineage: Eukaryota; Metazoa; Chordata; Mammalia; Primates; Cebidae
Gene: GTPBP4
Product: GTP binding protein 4
Molecular function (GO): GTP binding
Source: RefSeq, a predicted model, not a curated record
ACUCCAUAAGGCUGUUGCAGGAAUUAAAUGAGUUAAUAGUAGUCAACAGCUCUGAACAGUGCUUGACCGAGUCAGCCCUACCUUAGGUUUAACUUAAGGGAUGUAGCCCUGGGUCCCCUAAGGGAGUGGCCACACUAUUCACAAACACGAACGCAGUAAGCGCCCAAAGGCUCUAUCCUCACCAACCUCCUCAGCUGGACCCGACAGAACUGUCUCCCAACUGCUCCCGGGCUCUCCCGAGGAGCUGUGCGGAACCAGCUUGCCUUACAUCAGGCUUUACCUUCUCCGCCCGUUUUGGGAUUUAACAAGUACGAGAAAGGGCUGCCGGGGAGCCGCAAGGGCCUCCUCAACACCACGCGCGCGAGGACGGGGUAGGGGAGAGGGCGCUUGACCUGCUCCAUACCCGCAGCCAGGGCAUGCCCCACACGCGCGCUUCCCUCCUCCUCUGCGUGUCUCGCCGAGACCCGGGACCCCUAGACUCCUGGAUCCUCUAGAGCCUCUGAACCCCUAAACCCCCAUGCAUUACCCAAAUCCCAAGACCCCAGACUUCCCAACCCUGGCUCAGGGCAGUGGCUAGGAACCUGAACCCGCGUCCAAAAACCCGGAGGUUUUUGUCGGGAGUCCUCGCUUUACACAGCAGGAAUUUAGUCUCCGCGCGCCCCCUAAAAUCCGGGAGUCCUCUCCCCGACGCCCUCACCCACGGGGCCCCCACACGCCCUUCGUGGCUGACCUCCAGGCCGGGUGGGUGCGCUGUGCGACGCGGAAAGCGCCAUAGAGGACGCAGGACACGUUGGGCUGAGCUCUCGGAAGUGACGCACUAGCAGCGCCCGUCGGCGGAAGUCCCACCUUCGCCCGAUAGCGGAAGUUCCGGGAGUGCCCCGUCCCCGCGUGCUUACGGCAGCCGGCAUGGCGCACUACAACUUCAAGAAAAUUACGGUGGUACCGUCCGCCAAGGACUUUAUUGACCUGACAUUGUCGAAGACUCAACGAAAGACUCCAACCGUUAUUCAUAAACAUUACCAAAUUCAUCGCAUUAGACAUUUUUACAUGAGAAAAGUCAAAUUUACUCAACAGAAUUACCAUGAUAGACUUUCACAAAUUCUAACAGAUUUUCCUAAGUUGGAUGACAUUCAUCCAUUCUACGCAGACUUGAUGAAUAUUCUGUACGACAAAGAUCACUACAAGUUGGCUCUGGGGCAAAUAAAUAUUGCCAAAAAUUUAGUGGACAAUGUUGCUAAAGAUUAUGUGCGGUUGAUGAAGUACGGCGACUCUCUCUACCGCUGCAAGCAGUUGAAGCGUGCGGCCCUGGGGCGGAUGUGCACCGUGAUCAAGAGGCAGAAGCAGAGUUUGGAGUAUUUGGAGCAAGUGCGUCAGCAUUUAUCCCGUUUGCCAACCAUUGAUCCAAAUACCAGGACUCUGCUUUUGUGUGGGUACCCAAAUGUAGGCAAGUCCAGCUUCAUCAAUAAGGUGACGAGAGCAGAUGUGGAUGUCCAGCCUUAUGCGUUCACAACCAAGUCUCUGUUUGUUGGGCACAUGGAUUAUAAGUAUCUACGUUGGCAGGUUGUAGACACUCCUGGGAUACUGGACCACCCUCUGGAGGAUAGGAACACCAUCGAGAUGCAGGCCAUCACUGCCCUGGCCCACCUCCGUGCUGCGGUCCUGUACGUGAUGGAUUUGUCUGAGCAGUGUGGGCACGGGCUGAGGGAGCAGCUAGAACUCUUCCAGAACAUCAGACCUCUCUUCAUCAACAAGCCUCUUAUAGUUGUAGCCAACAAAUGUGAUGUGAAGAGAAUAGCUGAACUUUCUGAAGAUGAUCAGAAAAUAUUUACAAAUUUGCAGGCUGAAGGAUUCCCUGUAAUAGAGACCAGCACCUUGACUGAGGAAGGUGUUAUUAAAGUUAAAACAGAGGCUUGCAAUAGGCUUUUGGCUCAUCGAGUGGAAACCAAAAUGAAGGGAAAUAAAGUGAAUGAGGUGCUGAAUAGACUACACCUGGCUGUCCCAACCAGGAGGGACGAUAAGGAGAGGCCCCCUUUCAUCCCUGAAGGAGUGGUGGCACGCAGGAAGAGAAUGGAAAUGGAGGAGCCCAAGAAAAAGAGGGAACGAGAUCUUGAGCUGGAAAUGGGAGAUGAUUAUAUUUUGGAUCUUCAGAAGUACUGGGAUUUAAUGAAUUCGUCUGAAAAACAUGAUAAGAUACCAGAAAUCUGGGAAGGCCAUAAUAUAGCUGAUUAUAUUGAUCCAGCCAUCAUGAAGAAAUUGGAAGAAUUAGAAAAAGAAGAAGAGCUGAGAACAGCUGCUGGAGAGUAUGACAGUGACUCUGAGAGUGAAGAUGAGGAGAUGCUGGAGAUUCGACAGCUGGCAAAGCAGAUUAGAGAGAAGAAGAAGUUGAAAAUUCUGGAGUCCAAAGAAAAGAAUACACAGGGACCCAGGAUGCCUCGAACUGCUAAGAAGGCCCACUACGCAGUCCAGGCAAGAAGAUCCCGGAGUGUCACUAGGAAAAGAAAGCGGGAAGACUCUGCUCCCCCCUCCUCUGUGGCCCGGAGUCGGAGUCGGAGUUGCUCUCGAACUCCACGUGACGUUUCUGGUCUUCGGGAUGUCAAGAUGGUGAAGAAAGCCAAGACUAUGAUGAAGAAUGCUCAGAAGAAGAUGAAUCGGUUGGGGAAGAAAGGGGAGGCAGAUAGACAUGUGUUUGAUAUGAAGCCCAAGCACUUACUCUCUGGAAAGAGGAAAGCUGGCAAAAAGGACAGGAGAUAGGGUCCCUGCCGUUGGCGUGGCUUGGCGAGGCUGCGGCUAUUUGCUGGCUUGGUACAGUAUGGUUUCAUGAAAUUGGAGUUACCUAUAAACUGAAAAAGACAAUCAGUAAAGCACUUGCUGCUUUGCUGAAAACUAUGGUUAAUCCUGUAUAUAUGUGGGCAAUGUUUGUCACUGCAUAAUAUUACAAAUAUUUUGAGUAGACAAUGUUUCUACAUUUAAUGGAGUAUCUAUCAGUUGCUUCAGAUUUUCAGAACUGGGAAGAUUUACUGGUGUAACUUGGGUUAUUUUUGAUGGAGAAAAACCUUAUUCUCUGUAGUAAGAGCUUGGGAGCAAACACGUUUAUGAGUGUGUCAGAAUCCCAUGCUUAAAAUACCCUCUUAAAUUAUUUUCUAGUCUUUUUGUACAAUGUCUCAUUGUAAUCUGUCUUCAACUGUUUAAUGCAAAAUAAACCUCCAGAAGAAAGUA